Paracoccidioides brasiliensis Pb18 is the source of this 1134-nucleotide messenger RNA. RefSeq lists its product as uncharacterized. Bases 1 to 1134 code for a protein of 377 amino acids. The record is from RefSeq and is a predicted model, not a curated record. The transcript has a single exon.
AUGUCUGACCCUCGCAAAAAAAAGCUGGUGCAAACCGUGCUCAACCUCCAUCCGGAGGGGGGAAAGGGUCUCGGUGACUCCCGCUCCCCGUAUUUUGCCCGACGCCAACGCCUCCAAAAUGACAAUAUGACAGCUAGCUCAUUACAGAAUGAUUCUCAAGACACAAUGGACGAUAUACAACUUACCCCAACUGUAUUGCAGUCACAAGAAUCGUAUAACAAUACAAUCACAGAUUCUAGCUACGAUCUAUAUCACAAACGUGCAAUCCAAGCUUCUCGCAAAAGCCUCUCCAGCAUAGCUGCAGAAACCACGACUUUGCUUCCCAAUAUUCUCGCUACAGCCCCCCACGCUCCCCCAAAAGGAUACCUGUACGCACCUCCAAACCCGCCCCAUCUCGGGCGGCGCUUCUGCCCGAACCUCCAUCCCACUGCAAUCCGCCUUCACGAUGCGGAUACCUUCGACACCGCCAUUGGCCUAGCGAACUGCGCAAAAUACAUUACCAUCCAGGACAAGAAGCCUGUCUGCGUCCUGAACAUGGCCAAUGCAUACAUCGCAGGCGGAGGCUGGAAGCACGGGGCUCUAGCUCAAGAAGAAGCCCUCUGUUAUAGGAGCAGUCUCAGCUUCACGUUGAAGCGGCGUUACUAUCCGAUUCCAGAGAUGGGCGCGAUAUACUCACCCACUGUGGUAGUGAUUCGGGAAAAUAUGGAUGAAGGUGAACAUAAACUGUUAGAUUUGUCCCGGCCGGACAAGCUGCCUGUGGUUAGCGUGGUUAGCGUGGCGGCCCUCUGUUUGCCAGCAGUUGAGAAUAGGGAGGUGCCAGGGCUGGGGGCUAGGGAGGUCUAUAAGGAUCCUGCUGAUCGGGAAAUUAUGAAGGAGAAAAUCCGGGUGGUUCUGCGGACUGCCGCGGUUAAUCAACAUCGGAGAUUGGUGCUGGGUGCGUUGGGUUGCGGGGCGUUUGCGAAUCCAAGGGAGGAGGUGGCGGAUUGCUGGGCUGAAGUCUUUCUGGAGCGCGAAUUCAGUGGUGGGUGGUGGGAAAGUGUCAUAUUCGCCGUUAUGGAUGAUCGGGGCGAGGGGGAGGAUGGGGAUGGAAAUUUUGGUGUGUUUUAUCGAAGACUAAACGGAGUUAUGGUCUAA